GAACUUUCAAAAAUGGUAAUCCCCAGCAUAUAAACUGACAACUGUCACUAGCACACUCUACUGUUGUAUCAAUUACAGCCACAAUCCAAAGGCUUACUCGUGAUUUAAGAGGGACACAAUCUUUACAGAGAUGUGAAAUUAUUUUUUCAAGACAAAGCUCUUAAACUAAUAGGAUAAUCAUCUGUUUAGUCAAGCCCCAAACGCGAAAGGCAAAGUCUUUUCAGGUAAAGUCAUUGAUUAUGCUAAUAAUACAUUUAAACAGAUGUGCUGAUCUCAUGUGCUGUAUUUGAAAAUGCACGUUUCAGAAUCACUGGUUAUCAGCGAUGCCGAUUUCCAGCAAGAGGACGCCAACUUCCUGUCUCGGAGCGAGCGGUAUGAUGCGGCGGUGAGGAAGAGUGCCCAGAUGAUCCUGAAACUCCGAGAGUAUGGAAUCUCUGACCCGGAGGAGAUCUAUGCUUAUAAGAACUGUGUGCACCGCGGACGCCCCGAACCCCUGGACCUGCACCUAGGGAUGUUUCUGCCCACUCUCCUGAACCAGGCCACGCCUGAGCAGCAGGAGGCCUUCUUCAUGCCCGCCUGGAACCUGGAGAUCAUUGGCACCUACGCCCAGACCGAGAUGGGCCACGGAACCUUCAUCCGAGGUCUGGAGACCACCGCGACCUACGACCCUGCCACACAAGAGUUUGUCAUGAACAGCCCGACCAUCAGCUCCAUCAAAUGGUGGCCAGGUGGAUUGGGUAAGACGUCUAACCAUGCUAUAGUCCUGGCUCAACUCUACACCAAAGGGAUCUGCCACGGCCUCCAUGCCUUCAUCGUCCCCAUCCGCUCCAUGAGCACUCACGAGCCUCUUCCAGGUAUCGAAGUAGGAGAUAUCGGGCCCAAGUUUGGGUUCGAUGAAGUCGACAACGGUUACCUGAAGAUGGACAACGUGCGCAUUCCUCGUAUGAACAUGCUCAUGAAGUACGCCAAGGUUGAGCGGGAUGGGACGUACCAAAAGCCCCCGAGCGCCAAGCUGACGUACGGCACCAUGGUGUUCAUCCGGUCCAUGAUCGUGGGCGAGUCGUCCCGAGCGCUGUCUAAAGCCUGCACCAUCGCCAUCCGCUACAGCUCCGUCCGCCACCAGUCUGAGCUACGGCCUGGCGAGCCUGAGCCUCAGAUCCUGGACUACCAAACCCAACAGUACAAGCUCUUCCCCCUGCUCGCCACUGCCUACGCCUUCAAAUUCGUGGGCCAGUACAUGACAGAGACCUACCACCGCAUCACCGGCGACAUCAACCAGGGAGACUUCAGCGAGCUGCCCGAGCUGCACGCCCUCUCUGCGGGCCUGAAGGCCUUCACCACCUGGGUGGCCAACGGGGGCAUCGAGGUCUGCCGUAUGUCGUGUGGCGGCCACGGCUACUCGCGCUGCAGCAGUCUGCCCGACAUCUACGUCACCUUCACGCCGACCUGCACGUACGAGGGGGAGAACACGGUCAUGAUGCUGCAGACUGCCAGGUACCUGGUGAAGAGCUACAGGCAGGCGAGUACGGGUCAGCAGCUGUCGGGCAUCGUGUCCUACCUGAACGAGGCCCACCAGCGGCUGCAGGCCCAGCCCGUGUCGUCCCGCCCCACCGUGGUCAACAUCAGCGACCUGGCCAGCCUGGUGGAGGCCUACAAACUACGCGCCGCCAAGCUGGUGGAAGUGGCAGCCAAGAGCCUGCAGGGGGAGCUCCAGAAGAGCAGAAGCCCAGAGGACGCCUGGAACAACUCCUCCAUUGACCUCGUCCGGGCGUCUGAUGCCCAUUGCCACUAUGUGGUGGUGAAGCUGUUCGCUGCCAAGCUGGGCGAGAUCAGCGACACGGGGGUCCACUCGGCCCUCAGCACCCUGGCCCUGCUCUACGCCCUGCACGGGGUGGCCCAGAACUCAGGGGAUUUCCUGCAGGCUGGUUUGCUGACCGUGCCUCAGCUGUCCAGCGUGUCCCAGCGUCUGAAGGACAUCCUGGCCCAGGUGCGGACCAACGCCGUGGCGCUGGUGGAUGCCUUCGACUACCGCGACGAGAUGCUGAACUCCGUGCUCGGCCGCUACGACGGCAACAUCUACGAGCACAUGUUUGAGUGGGCCCGCAAGUCUCCCCUCAACCGCACAGAGGUCCACGAGUCAUACCACAAGUACCUGAAGCCUCUGCAGUCCAAACUCUAAGCCACGGCUGUGAGGAGGACCUCCCUUGGCCAUGCACUAACACAAUGGGCACUAACCCCAAGAUGGAGGUGGAACAUUUCACCCUAAGGAGGGGAGUCUGCACUCAGCAAUCAAAGAGGCGCAUAGCCUCCUCCGUGUCAUUUCAAAGGUCUGGUCAUCCACGCCCAGUGGGUUAAGACCCAUAGCUAGCCGUGCUGCUAGGGAUAGUACUUAACUGGCCGCAACUUAAAUACAUUUAUUCUGAUCGUCAUAGGUACUUACAACAGUAUUUCUUUCCUUUUUAGAAAAAAAAAUAAUGAAAGUUU
Messenger RNA from Clupea harengus (Atlantic herring), 2484 nucleotides. It is a transcript of the gene acox1, whose product is annotated as peroxisomal acyl-coenzyme A oxidase 1-like. The transcript has 13 exons. Gene Ontology annotation, cellular component: peroxisome. Gene Ontology annotation, molecular function: fatty acid binding; FAD binding. The record is from RefSeq and is a predicted model, not a curated record. Lineage: Eukaryota; Metazoa; Chordata; Actinopteri; Clupeiformes; Clupeidae. Gene Ontology annotation, biological process: very long-chain fatty acid metabolic process; lipid homeostasis; fatty acid beta-oxidation using acyl-CoA oxidase. Bases 293 to 2179 code for a protein of 628 amino acids.